CACUAAAGGAAGCCCAUUCUUGAGGCGCCCCGAAAUCCCUCCUGGGGUCAUGCGAGCUUCCAGUCAAGGCGGUCACGAAACACGAGACACUAGAGUGUUGGCAUUCUAAGUCGCUCUAAGUCGCGCGGUUGAGCUCGUUCGUGUGUGUGUGUGUGUGUCGCGCGUGGCCCGACGGCGCGUGGCAGUGGGCGCGUGACAGAGGGCGCGUGGCAGUGGGCGUGUGACAGAGGGCGCGUGGCAGUGGGCGCGUGGCAGAGGGCGCGUGGCCCGGCGACUGGCAUUCAUGGCGUGUCUGGGGUGGACGGGCAUGGGCCCGCACGAGACCGCGCUUCGCCUCGUCUCCGAAGCGUACCGCCCGCCGCCGGACUCGCCCAUGAACGAGUUCCUGUGCUUGAGCCACGUGGCGUGUGAUCCGCUCGUGGGGCAGUCGGUGUGCGGCCCGCCUCCCAAGCUCACAGUGCUGCUGCUGGGGGACGACUCUUCUGCCAAGCGUGCCUUCCUGGAAUGGUACACGGGAGAGAGCAUUUUUGCAGCAGCGCCUACCAAGCCUUCCACAAGCGGCAGUGGUUCGGAGCCAACCAUUCGUGCGGUGACAAGUGGCAGCUGGAAGGACACUCUCACGGGCGCGGAUGCCGCUUCUGCUGUGCCUGGUGUUGCCCGUGCUCUCGACCUCGUGCCAGCUGCUCGUGACCUGCUAUCCGUGCACAUGUGCAUUUCCAAGGAUCGAUCCCUGCCCUGCAUUGACCUCGUUGACCUGCCUCUUCCCCAAUCCGUCACAUCUCCCAUUCCCCCCCUCUCAUCCUCCACCUCCUCCUCCGCAAAGCCCCCCCCUCCUACCUCCUCGUCUGCCCCUGCGGCUGUGGCUGCUGCACCAGCAGCUGCUUUACCAGAAGCUACUGCUGCGCUGGGUGCUGCUGCUGACGUGGUCAUCGUAUUCCUGAGUGUGGCGGCUGUCCGUGCACCAUCCUCCCGCUUGGCCAGCCAACUCUCCCUCCUCCUCUCUCCUUCCAACACCCAGCAGCAGCAGCAGCAGCAAGAGCAGCAGGCUGAAAGCAGCCAUGGCACCCCGCUUUCUGACCGAAUGCAUUUUGUGGCCAUCAUACCCCAGAGCAAGGCCAGCACAGAGGCAGCUGGCACAGCAGCGAAGAUUGUUGAAUACCUCCGAACCAAUGUCAAGGAGCUACACUCCCUAUCGCCCGAUCAAGUCACACUCCUCCAACCGCCAUCCACUUCCUUCCACUCCCCAGCUUCCCCUGUCGCUGCUGCUGCUGCUGGGGCUGAUGGCAAGGGGGCGGAGAAAGAGGCAGGGAAUGGGGCAGGGAAGGAAGCAGGUCCAUACACAUUCUCCUUUGUUGAGGAGAUACUUGAUAAGGCGGUGAAAGCAGCAGUCGAUCAGAGAGUUGAUCAAUUCGAGAGGGAUGUGCGGCGAGUGAAGGCAGUUAUAGACGGCAAGCUCCUGGGAUUCCAGCAGGAGCAGGGCGAGCAACGGCAGCGGUCAAAACAAGUCCAACGAGUGCUAGACACUGCAUCGUCCCUCCUGCUUCCCCUCGUCGCCCUCCUCAUCCCUCUCCUCCUCUCGCUAAUUGUCUCCCCUCCUCCUCUCCUCCGCCACUUGGCCGACAUAGCAGCGGCCAAAACAUCGCAUCCUUCGAGCUGGGAGUUCCCCCCCUACAUCCCCCCUCAAGUCGCCUCAACCAUCACCACCGGCGCCUCUCUUCUCGUAUCCGAGGCCCACCGCUUCGCAGCAACAGCGGCUACCAUUGCAUCCUCCGUCUCGCUCCCCCCCUCCCUCGCCCCCGCUGCUGACAUCCGCACCCAACUGGCUGCAACCGCCCUGCUGCUAGUAGCCUACCUGGGCUUGCGCGGCUUUGCUAGUACCCUGGAUCUAGCACCGUCAUCCACAGCUGCCUCGGACCGAAGCAAGCUACGAGUCUUCCAGGCCUUUUGCGACAUGGCUCUCGCCUUCUGUGGCGCCCGCCACCCGUAUUAGGAGGCUCUGGAUCCAACCCUGGGUCGAUGACUGCUGGGAGAGGAGGAGAUUUCAAGGCUGAAAGGUGUUCUAAGCCUUUUGGGACAUGGCUCACUCUCGCCUUUUGGGCCUUCUGUGGUACACCUGACAUCUUGCCAUGGUACCGUACCUACCCAGACUCAAGGCUGAUGUUGAGGCACAACAGUUAAAGAUGGCACCACGCGGUAGUUGCAGGGCUGACGUUUCAAAAAAAGCCACUCUGUCUCAAGAGUUAGAAGUGUUAACUAGAAUGAGAGUAUACAGGGGUAAAUAGCUAGUGGGCUGUAUUUCUAUGGUAAUCCCCUAUGUAGUUUACUAAACAUCCACAAAUAUG
Molecule: messenger RNA, 2342 nt
Organism: Closterium sp. NIES-67
Lineage: Eukaryota; Viridiplantae; Streptophyta; Zygnematophyceae; Desmidiales; Closteriaceae
Source: the annotation of a GenBank genome assembly